GCUCUGAUUGAAAUGUGAUUGCUAAAAUGCUACCAUGGCAAAACGCUCUGCUUCGCUGCUCUUUCUUUUCUUCUCCUUGAUCGUCACUCUGUUCUCUUAUAUGGAAUGCGCGGGAAACAUUAACUUUGCUUUCCCUCCCCAAACAGAUAUCAAAGUAGAUCCUGAUGCUUACUUUGAAGGGGACACAAUACAACUCACCAGAAAUGAAUUCGUAGGUGAUUUGGGAUGGAGCGUAGGCUGGGCGACUUACAACCAAUCAGUUCCUCUAUGGGACAACUCUUCUGGGGCUCUCGCAAGUUUUACAUCACAUUUUCAGUUCCUCAUCAGAAACUCCAGCUCGAAUUCUGCGGACGGACUCACUUUCUUUAUUGCCCCUUUCGACUUCAAACCACCUGCAAAUUCUUGGGGCGAAUGGCUGGGCCUCUUUAACCUAACCACAGAUGGUAUACUUUCAAAUCAAGUAGUGGCCGUCGAAUUCGACACAUUCCAGAACAGCUUUGACCCAGAUGACAACCAUGUCGGAAUAGACGUCAAUUCAGCUGUUUCCGUGGCUAACGUUUCGCUUAGCUCGGAAGGUAAAUUCCUAAACAAUACUCUUAAAAAUGGGCAAGCUUGGGACUCGUGGGUGGAUUACAAUGGGAGUACAAAGCAGUUACAGGUAUUUCUCUUAUAUAACCCUUCUGCUAAUCUGUAUAAUAUUUCUAAACCAAGAAGCCCGAUUUUGAGUUAUCACAUAGAUCUGCGUGACUAUAUUCCGGAAAUUGUCACGGUUGGCCUCAGCGCAUCCACUGGAUUGGCAUUUGAAACUCACACAGUCUCAGCGUGGAAUUUUUCUUGUACAUAUUCGUGGGAUAUUUCCUCUGCUCCAUCAAGAACUCGAAAUAGUAGCUGGAAAAUUAUCUUGAUAUCCCUCUUUGUCUGCCUCCUGGUUAUCUGCUGUUUUCUGUUUAUUGCGGGGCGGUGGUAUUUCAAACAGAGAGAAGCGAGGCGGGAUAGUCAUGGCGAGGAGCUAGACGAACAGUUAGAUCAAGGCUACUUCAAGUUCUCUUAUGGUCAACUCAGAGAGGCUACCCGUAACUUCAGUGACGAUGAAAUACUGGGAAGAGGAGGCUUCGGAGGUGUCUACAGAGGCAUCUUGCCUACAACAAGCGAGACAGUGGCCAUAAAGAGAAUAGGCCAAGGAUCGAGGCAGGGAAGGAAAGAGUAUAUCUCAGAGGUUACCAUAAUCACUAAGCUGAGACACCGUAACCUUGUGCGACUCUUGGGAUGGUGCCAUGAACAAGGUGAAUUGCUUCUUGUUUACGAAUUCCUCCCGAAUGGAAGUCUCGAUAAGUAUAUAUUCGAUGAACGCAAGGAUUGUUUGAAUUGGGAGAGAAGGUACAGCGUUGCUCGUGGGAUAGCCUCUGCUCUUAUUUAUCUUCAUGAAGAGUGGGAUCAGCGCGUUGUGCACAGAGACGUGAAGGCUAGCAAUGUGUUGUUGGACUCAAAUUUCAAUGCAAAGCUGGGGGAUUUUGGUCUGGCAAGAGUGGUAGAAUUUGAUCACGCCGCUUCACGUACAACCGUGGUUGCAGGGACACGUGGAUAUAUGGCACCAGAGUAUAUAGAAACUGGAAAGGCGAGCCCAGAAUCAGACGUGUAUAGUUUUGGAGCUGUGGCUUUGGAAAUCUCCUGUGGAAGACAACCCAUUGAUUACAGGUUAGAAGAAUACGAUUUGAGAGUGGUGGCCUGGGUAUGGGAUUUGCGUAGGCAAGGGAAGCUUUUGGAUGCGGCAGACAAAAAGCUAGAGGGGAAUUUCAACAGUGAGGAAAUGGAGCUGCUGAUGCUGGUGGGAUUGCUGUGUUCUCAUCCAGACCCAAAAGCAAGACCGACGAUGAGAGAGGUAUUAAAGAUCUUAGAAUUUGACUCUCCAUUGCCGUUUGUUCCCCUGAAUAUGCCUGUGCCUGUGUAUGCCGACGAUCUUUCUUUUCAUGCUGGGUCAUCCUUAACUAACUUCCCUUCUGAAAGGAGCAGAGGUGAAAUUUCUGGUCGCCUCAUGUCUGACAGAGAAGCCCGUUAAGCUCUUUCUUCACGUUAACCUUCAUAGAUUGGCUUUUGUCAGAGUAAUGUUUGUUAGCGUUGACAUGUAUCACGGUGAUUAUUACCUUGUGUGCGUAAUUUUCACCUGUGUCAUAUUGAGGUGCUAGGCCAUGGGCUCUCUUCCAUUACCUUGCGUGUAACGAUAUCUUGAUAUGAUAUGUGUCGGGCAACUUAAGCAUCCAUGUGUGAACUAAACUGUAUUUUGAACUUUCUUUGACUUUUUUAUUUAAUAUAUUUGUUUGUGAAUA
Cryptomeria japonica (Japanese cedar) is the source of this 2324-nucleotide messenger RNA. RefSeq names its product L-type lectin-domain containing receptor kinase IX.1-like. The transcript has a single exon. The record is from RefSeq and is a predicted model, not a curated record. The coding region runs from base 35 to 2056 and encodes 673 amino acids. Gene Ontology annotation, biological process: protein phosphorylation. Gene Ontology annotation, cellular component: plasma membrane. Gene Ontology annotation, molecular function: ATP binding; protein kinase activity; carbohydrate binding. NCBI's taxonomy places the organism in Eukaryota, Viridiplantae, Streptophyta, Pinopsida, Cupressales, Cupressaceae.